Molecule: messenger RNA, 1407 nt
Organism: Rhizophagus irregularis DAOM 181602=DAOM 197198
Lineage: Eukaryota; Fungi; Glomeromycota; Glomeromycetes; Glomerales; Glomeraceae
Biological process (GO): adult locomotory behavior; circadian behavior; modulation of chemical synaptic transmission
Cellular component (GO): cytoplasm
Molecular function (GO): protein binding
Source: RefSeq, a predicted model, not a curated record
AUGGUAAGAGGAUAUUCAUUAAGUCAAGAUUUAAAAUUGCUAGUAAAUAAUCCAAAGUAUAGUGAUAUAGAAAUAUUAUGUAAGGAUGAAACAAAAUUAUAUGGUUGUAGAGCAAUUUUAGCAUCAAGGUCUGAAGUACUUGAAGGACUACUUUAUAAUGGGAUGAAGGAGAGUUUCGAAAGACAAAUUUCUUUUCCAACGAUCAAUUCUUCUGGAAUGAUAAUUAUAUUAGAAUAUAUUUAUGUUGGGUCAAUUAAAAUAAAUUCUUUGACUAAAGAUAAUAUAAUUGAAGCUUAUUAUGCUGCAGAUUAUUUUCAAUUAUUGGACCUACAGGAAUUUAUAAUGAAAACCAUUAAAAAUUUUUUUAAAAAUAAUUUCACGAAAAAUUAUUCACCAGAAUUAUUAUCUAAAGUUGUAGAAAUUAUGCCUUUAUCAGAGGAUAAUACUCUUCUUAACUUAUUAAUCAAAGAAAUAGCAACUAUUUUAUUAUCUGAUAUUGAAAUUGGUCGAUUAUCUAUUACAGCUCUUCAAUAUCUUUUAUUUUAUACAAAUGAAAAAGAUAUACCUUUUGCAACACCAGAGUAUGAAGUUUUUCGAUAUAGUGCUAUUUUUGCAGCUAAAAAUGUUUCUGAUGUAACAUAUAAAACUCUAAUGGAAAAAUUACCAACUUUAGAGCAAAUUGAUAACUUGAUUCAAAUAGAAAAUAAACUUAUUACAGAUCAUCAAAAAGUUGCUAAAGAAUUGGAAUCUUUGAUCGAAUAUAUUGAUUUCAGACGAAUCAAAAGAAGUCAAUUUGAUUUCAUUGAACCGUUAAAAAUUAUUCCAGCUGAAAUAAUUCAACACAAUUCAGAAUUAAUUAAUUCAGAUUUAGAUAAUAUUCGAGGAAUACCAAUUUAUAGAAUUAAAGAAUCUGAACUUUUUUGGGAUAAGUCAGCAUGUGGAUCAGGUCUUAUUAUCGAGAAUAAUGGAAAAGUUGUACAAGCGUCUCGCUUUAUUAACCACCAAAGUGUGAGAGGUACAAUAGCAUUUGAAAAUAAGGGCAUUUUUGAAUGGGAUAUUAUUAUUGAGAAGAAUUGUUCAUGGUCUUGGGUUGGAGUAUGUGCAACUGAUGACUUUUAUUACGAAUCCUUUGCAGGAUCUCAAGCUACUGGUUGGGUAUUGGGUUCCGGUGGUAAUUGUAGUUCAGUUAGUGGAUUUUAUUAUUGUCCGUCAUUUCACGAAGAUGGUGCAAAAAUUACUGUUCAUUUAGAUAUGAAUGAAAGAACUUGCGCUUUUACAGUCAAUGGUACAAAGUAUCUUGAAGUAUUAGAAUGGAAUAAUUUACCAUCAAAACUUUAUCCGGUAGUAUCAUUAUGUUAUCCUGGUCGUUUUCGAAUUCAAUCUCAUCAAAAAAAUGAAAAUAUUUAA